Messenger RNA from Clupea harengus (Atlantic herring), 5158 nucleotides. RefSeq names its product thyrotroph embryonic factor-like. The record is from RefSeq and is a predicted model, not a curated record. Gene Ontology annotation, molecular function: RNA polymerase II cis-regulatory region sequence-specific DNA binding; DNA-binding transcription factor activity, RNA polymerase II-specific. Lineage: Eukaryota; Metazoa; Chordata; Actinopteri; Clupeiformes; Clupeidae. Gene Ontology annotation, biological process: regulation of transcription by RNA polymerase II. Gene Ontology annotation, cellular component: nucleus.
UCUUGACAUGAGUGUUCAGCGGAAGUGGAAAAAUACAGGCUGUCGGGUUGUUUUGUCUGUUUCUAAAUCGAACAACAAUCAUAAAAUAUAACAUCAUACGCCUAAGCAUGUGAAUAUGGCCUUUAUAUUUGUAACAAAGACUAUUUAGCAUAGCCCAUAUUUCCUGUUAUUUUAUUUAGUUUACAUUGUUAUUAUUAUUUUAGAAUUAUUCAGGUUUAGGAUGAGUCUGUCAGGUGAUUAUUCGGUGUCACCCGAUAUCAUCCUGAAUGCUUCGUGGUUAGUUUUCAGUGGGGACAAUACUGUUGUUGGAGACACAGUGUUCUUUUCGACGAUCACGUUUCUCAGAUUGUAUAUGUAGCCUAAGUCUACUGCUACGAGAGGGAUUGGAUCCCUGCCGACCAAUCGUCUCGGGUUUCCGUAUAGUGUUGUCCUUGAGUACGAAUACAUGUCCUGCGUCCUGCAGAUGUUUGCUUAUUUAUAUUAAUGACUGCCAGUGAACUGACCUAUCAGCUACGGCAAAAUUCUACCCAAGGCGUGUACUUCAUGAAUAUCUAAACAGUGAGCGCAAAAGGGGACAUUGGGUUCGGUUUACAUUUGUUUAAGCGAAACUAAUUAUAUGAAGAGGUCUCACGGCGACAGGACUAUCACAACAAACAAGCAACUUUAAGAGAACGUUUGUCUUUCAUAGCCUAUAUUUGCGCGGAAUCGGCCCUUUCAAUCAGUCAAUAAUGUCUGGAGACGAGACAAUUACAUUAACUCUUGCGCCGAACUCGGGACAAGCGAAGCCUUUCCCGUUUGUUUUGAAGAAAGUGAUGGACAUUCCUCCCCCCAAUAUUCUUGACGAGGGCGAUGAUGAGAUCAAGAAGGAGAAGCUAUGCCUGGUUGAGCACACAGAGUCGUCUGGAGGUGAUGCUGUCAGCAGUGGCGGCGGUGGCGGCGGUGGCGGCGCGGCGGCCGCUGCCGGAGGAGGGGCAGGGGGUGGUGUUUCGUCGGCCUCCCUGACGCCGGCCAUCUGGGAGAAGACUAUCCCGUACGACGGCGAGAACUUCCACCUGGAGUACAUGGACCUGGAUGAGUUCCUGCUGGAGAACGGCAUUCCCAUCUCCCUGGAGGAGGAGCUCCAGCGGAGCCUGGGACGGGAGCAGAGCGGCGGAGGAGGGAGUGGCAGCGGCAGCGGCAGCGUGAGCAAGGCCAAGGUGUCUUUGUCCUCCUCCACGACGGCCACGACCCUUAAAGCCCCAAAAGCUGCUCUUCCAGAACCAGCAGAACCAGCAGACCCACUACAGACCACAGUGGAGGAGGGGAAGAAUGAGGAGGCACAGCAGCAGGAGGAAGAGGAGGAAGAAGAUGAGGAGGAGGAGGAGGAGGAAGAAGAAGAAGAGGAGGACGAGGAGGAGGAUGAUGACACGGAAUCUGUGACAGACGCCACUGAAUUAAAAGCUGCACAAGGUAAGGCAGGCAAAUCUACUAAGAAAAGAGCCAGCCCGACCACCCCCGUUGACCCGGAGGAGAUUGAGGUGGACGUGAACUUCCAGCCGGACCCCACUGACCUGGUCCUGUCCAGCGUGCCCGGCGGGGAGCUCUUUAACCCUCGCAAGCAUCGCUUCUCCGAGGACGAGCUGAAGCCCCAGCCCAUGAUCAAGAAGGCCAAGAAGGUGUUCGUUCCUAACGAGAGAAAGGAUGAUAAGUACUGGUCCAGGAGGAAGAAGAACAACGUGGCGGCGAAGCGCUCCCGCGACGCCCGCCGACUGAAGGAGAACCAGAUCGCCGUGCGGGCGUCCUUCCUGGAGCGCGAGAACUCGGCGCUGCGUCAGGAAGUGGCCGAACUGCGCAAGGACUGGGGCCGGUGCAAGAGCGUCGUCGCCCGCUACGAGGCCAAAUACGGGCCGCUGUAAGGGGACAAAUUUCAAGGCCUCUUCUUGAUACCCAUCAGAAACGGCAGCAGCAACAUCAAUAAUAAUAAUAAAAUGAAAACCAAACAAAGAAAACACACACAAAUCCACCACCAGAAAAACAGUGUCCCUGCAGAAUGCUGUGACAAAACAACACCUAGGGGUUUUGAACGACGACACUGUCAAAGGCACUAGGAGGUGGCUAGGUGGGGGUCGGGCCUGGUUUUUCAGCACCGGUGGUGUUUCGAGGCGCCCACUGUCACACAAGUAAGAGGAAUAAAAACAACCAGCACCAACCGAGCUAAGAGAUGAGCCAAGCUGCAAGGGGACAUAAGGAAGGCACAUGAAUCCACUCCUUCUGUAUCAGCUAUCACGCUAAAAGCAAGCAAGAAAAUGGCCGACACAAUACAACAACAACAACAACAACAACAACAAGGGCUCAAUACAGUAACCAGUGAAAGCAUGAAGUCCAAGUAAACGGCUGAAUGAUGUGUUUCCCUCUUAGUUCUCACCAAACUCUACCAGUCCAAAUAACCCCACUGUCUCUCUCUCAUUUGUUUGAAGCACUGCGUUGGAGGCUCAGGACAAGGACAUGUGAAGCGAUGGUUUAUUGAUUUAUUGAUGAUUUAUCGAAUGAUUUAUUGAUUUAUUCAUGAUGGGAGAGGGUGAAACGGAUGAAUAAAUGAAUAAAUGAGAGAGUGGAGGGAGCAGGCGGGACGUCCUGGUGGGGAUCUCGGAACAAAACGGAGGGAAGAGAACCGAGUGUCUUUGAAAACGUGUGUGUUGCUCAGCACCUCAUUAGAUCUGUGUGAAGGUCUGUGGUCAUGGUGACCGUGGCCCUCAGAGUUCUUUCUUCCUAAUUCACCAGUAGGGUGUGUGUGUGUCUGUGUGUGUGUCUCUCCUUGAGAAGUUUUUGUACAGUCCUUCUCUUGUCCACACAAAGACUUUGUGUUUGCUCUUCUCCACUGUUUUGCACUCUCAAAUGUUUUUAUGCAUGAGUGUGUGUGCGUGACAGAGAGACUGUGUGUGUGUAUGUGUAUGUGUGUGUGUGCGUGCGUGCGUGCGUGCGUGCGUGCGUGCGUGCGUGCGUGUGUGUGCGUGUGCUUGAGUAAAGAGGGAUGACGAUGGAAAGAUGCAUAACUAAACUGAAGAAAAUGUUUUCCUCUGUGGUGUAAACAGUAAUACUCACUUGGGUCAUGCAAACACCCAUUUGUAAAAUAGAGUUUGGAAUAUGUAAACAGAGCUUUGUAUGGACUUGCACUCAGCACAUACCUGAGAUGGUCUCACUGACAGGCUGAGGUGGCCACAGGCUGUCUCUUCUGUUGGGAAGGGACAUUUAUGGAGGCAGAUUACAUUUAUCAAAAGGAAUGAAUGAGUGUCCUUGGUUUAGCAUAUUUGCUAAGUCACAAAGGGACCAGUUAUCUGUUGGUGUAAAUAAAAUGUAAAUAGGCUUGUUUUUUUGUUUUUUGUUGUUUCAGUGUGAUACCUGAGAAUUUGUUAUCUUACUAUGAUUAUUUUGAAGCAGUUGAUUAUUUAGUAAUUAUGUUUUUCUCUUCUGAUUGAUUGUGAUGUGCACAAAUAUUUCUACAACAACAAUAACUUCUUUGUGUUGUGACAGAAGUACACAAACAAAACAAACAGGAACUGUGCAGGGAUUCUAAAGAUGAGAUGUGUGAGGUGUUGAUGAUGAUGUUGGCCAAGAUGUUGUACCCACUUGAUUUGACUAUUAUGAUUUUUUUUUUACUCUUCCUACCAAUCCACCAUCGUGUUUACCUCAUACAAGUUGUUAUUAUUGGCUGUUCUGUUUUUCUUUUGGAGGAGUGGUUUGUCUGGGGUGGACAUAGUCGCAAUGAAGGCUGGGCCAGUUCUUUCUUUCUUUCCGAAGGCUGUGAUGGCCUGUGGCCAAGGACUGUGAAUGCAGACUAUCGCGUGGCCAAACCUAACCAACAUGAGACUCAGUCAUUUAACAGAUCUGGCAUUUCCACAGAGUAGUGUCAGAAUUAUAAAUGUUGUUUUAGCAUCUUUCUCUAAGGUAUUUGGCAUUUCCACAGUAGUAGUGUCAGAAUUAUAAAUGAGUUUUAACAUCUUUCUCUAAGGUAGAGAGGCGAUCUCCAUUGAUUUAUCUGCUAAAAUAGUAGAACGGAGAUAAAUUGAAGGGGGAUUAUUAGGCACCUAAAUUGAUUUGGGCUUCCAGCUGCUGCUUAAUAAAAAGUUGGAGUAACGACGGCAGGUGUGGAGCCCUCUGAAAAAUCACGGUUCCCUACGAAGAAGAGCUAGUUGUGGCUAACUAACGACGGGAAAUCACCAAUCCUUUGAAAUGGAAAUAUUGUAAUAUGGAAAUGACCAAAUGCGUCGUUUCAAAUGUCAAGAGUGCGUUGGAUCAUAGAGGCCUCGCCAGGCCAAUACACAUUGAUAAUCGGUGAUUGUGAUUCCUUUAAACUCCUCUAAUGUUGGCUUUGGGCUUAGAUGUGUAUAACCAGCAGGACGUACGGUAGUGACUGCAUUUGGCAUACAGUACAUUUUCUGUGCGUUAGUAAGGGAAGGGGUUUCCUUAGUUUCGUCUACUGAGCAGCUAAUUGUAUUCAAGGUAAUGCAAUGUUAAAAUGCACCGAAUGGAAUAGUUCGCAGCACUAAUUUCCUGCUUCCUGUACUUCCAGUACACGUUGAAAUGUUUUUUUUUUUACUAUUUUUGUAAAUCACUGCAUUGUUUUUCUACGGCAGUUAAAGUGGCAGGUGGUGGUGAGUCACAAAUCGUGCCCUAUUAAAAAAUAUUUCAUCACUGUGUAAUUUAUGUAUUUCAAUUAAAAUAUUGUGAUCCAGAGGUACAUUGACUUUGCCUUUUUCAUGCUGCAAAUAUUGGGAAAUAUUACAAUGGAUUUUUAGUUUGAUUGGUUUGGUUGCCAAUUCUUUAUCUUGAAAAAGAAAAGAACUGAUGAUAUUAAGGUACUGGUCAUCACCUGUUCAAUUUGUGAUUGACCACAGUUGCCUGGAAGUGUAGCAGCCUGUCACUUUAUUUAAAUCUGACUCACUUUUUGCAAAAAAAAAAAAAAAAAAACUUUUGAAGUGGACUGUUCUUGUCCAGUACAUUUGUGCAUUUUAAGCUUCUUUUGUCAUUUUUUAAGAGCGAUGUUCCUGUUUUUAUAUAAAGGCACCUUCCAUUUCCUUCUUUGUAUUCUCUCCCCAUCACCAUACGGGGUGUGUGUUCUAGCUGUAUGUCCUAACAGUGUCUUGUGUCAUGCAUAUUAAUAAAGACACAUUUGAUUAAA